This is a messenger RNA of Cercopithifilaria johnstoni, 1272 nucleotides long. The record is from the annotation of a GenBank genome assembly. NCBI's taxonomy places the organism in Eukaryota, Metazoa, Nematoda, Chromadorea, Rhabditida, Onchocercidae.
AUGAGUUAUGUGGCAAAAUGUCGAAAAGCGACAGCAAAGCGGGUGGAGAGGAAAUAUGCUUGCCCAAGCUGCGACGCAAGAUUUCCUUUUCCAAAUAAAUUACGCCUUCACAUCAAUUCAAAUCACUCUUUAGCAAAUGUUUGCGAACUAUGUCCAGAACGUUUUAAUCGUUUCAACGAAUUACGCACGCAUAUGCGUCGUGCUCAUCAAAUCGUGCAUCAAUGCCACUUAUGUGCAUAUUCAUCCAGUGUCAAAGCGGAACUGAGAAAGCACGUUGUCAAAUGUCAUGAAAAUGGCGUUCGCUGCACAGUUGAUGGAUGUGAUGCAACAGUAGCUUAUAAUAGAUUGAGACGGCACAUCAAAGAAGCUCAUUGUGGUAGCCUUCAAGGUGGUUUGAUUGUGGAUAAUCGGAUGCCGAGAGAAUCGUCAGAGCCUGAAAACAAUCUUUCUGAAGAUCUCAUAGAAGUAGAGUUUUCUUCAACAGCAGAAGGAUCAACUACUACGAAUGCUUUCUCUCGUAUGGAAUUCGUCAAUAACUUUCAGCCGAUGGAGAAGAUGCAGAAACUUGCUAGCAAUCAUGUUUCACCAGAAGUAUUACCACGGGAUGCAGAGGCGUCUACUCAUCGUCUGUCCUUGGCAGUACAGCAUGAUGGAACGACAGCUGAAAAUGAAUUUAGUGAUUGCUGUGGUGGGGUUCAAUUUGGAAAGGCAAUUGAAAUGAAGGGAAUUAAUUCCGAAAAUAUCUAUCAGGAAAAAUCUCAGGAAGUGUCGAGCGAACCAAAUGGUUUGAAAAGAGAGGACAAAACAAUGUCUAGAAAAAUAUCACUCGGCUAUACCGAAACAGGUGGAUAUGAAUGCCAAAAAUGUGGGAAGAUUUUUCAUAAUGUUUAUAAUUCCCGGCGACAUUGGAAUCGCGUGCAUCUUAAAAAACAUGUGGAAGCAGUCAGGCUAAAAAAAUAUGAGUGCAAAAUUUCGGAAUGUACACAACGCUUCUCAUGCCCUUCGAAACUUCAAGAUCAUAUGUUGACUAUACAUAGCGAAGAUGCUCCAUUCGACUGUGAAACAUGCAACAGGAAAUUCAGCAGCCGUGCAUCAUUUGCUAUUCAUUUGAGGCGCUACCACUUAGUGAGUAUUCGAAAUGUACCAUAUGGAUUUACGGAUGGAAUUGGUGUUAGUUCCGUUAAUGUUUCGAAUGAAAUUCAUAUUAGUGCUAAAGAUAACGCGUCUGACGCUGAUAUUGUUGUUACUAAUAAUAUAUUCGCAAAGGAAUAA